AUGGCUAAUGAUUGCAGUAUUCCCACCUCUUGUGGAACAACAGCACUGACUGCCCUUGUACUUGGCAAGCAUCUACUGGUGGCAAAUGCUGGUGAUUGUCGUGCAGUUCUUUGUAGGAAAGGAGUUGCGCUGCAGAUGUCUCAAGAUCAUAGGCCUACUUAUUUACCAGAAAGAACAAGGGUGGAAGAGUUAGGUGGUUCCAUCGAGUAUGGGUACCUUAAUGGUGAACUUGCAGUCACCCGUGCCCUUGGGGACUGGUAUAUGAAGCUUCCCAUUGGGUCUUCAUCACCUCUCACUGCAGAGCCAGAUGUUCAACAAAUAAUGUUAACGGAGGAUGAUGAAUUCCUGAUCAUUGGUUGCGAUGGUAUAUGGGAUGUUAUGUCAAAUCAGGAAGCAGUCUGCCUUGUUCGGCAUGAGCUAAGGCAACAUGAUGAUCCACGGCAGUGUGCCAAAGAACUAGUUAAUCAGGCAUUGUGCCUUCAAACCGACGAUAACCUCACUGCCAUUGUUGUGUGCUUCACUUCCCCUGUUUGUCGAGAUUCAGUUCCUUCGCAGAGGCCAAGGUUGAGGUGCUUCAGUCUGUCUGAGGCGGCCCGGAACAAGUUGCGAAGCUUACUAGAAGGCAACUAA
Molecule: messenger RNA, 630 nt
Organism: Ilex paraguariensis (yerba mate)
Lineage: Eukaryota; Viridiplantae; Streptophyta; Magnoliopsida; Aquifoliales; Aquifoliaceae
Source: the annotation of a GenBank genome assembly